AUAUAAUUGUUAUUUUAUUAUUAUAUUUAAUACAAACAUUUUAGUUCCAGACUUUUCAAAGCUCUAACAUAGAGUUGAAAACCAACUCGGUCUUUCUCUGACUCUCCAACCUCCUCAUUUCUCCGAAAAGGCUCCUCAGGUUUCGCAGAGUUGUUCUUGCUUUUCCUGGAUUGUGUUUGAGUCAGUUAAAGAUUUUGAAAGAGGAAUGUGAAUUGGAAGCUGGUUAUGAAUUUUUUUUUGGAUUGGUACUGAAGAAUUGUUGUGGAUAUUAGAACUGGGUUGAAUUGUUUUGUUGAGGAUUUGUGCAUGGUAAUCACUUACUGACGCAUAAAGAUGAUUGGAAGAAAAAACAUGGGUCGGCCAUCGCCAGUGCUUCUUGUUCUUUUGGUGCUUGGAUUUUUCUUUGCUACAUAUAAUCUAUUAACCAUUGUAAUGCACCACAAAGCCUCCAGCUCAGAGAAUUUGGGUGCUGAUGGAUCGAAAUUGUUAGAACCCGUAAUACUAAUGCCUGAAGAAAAGAAGAGAGCUGAGAAUUCAAAUUCAAAGUAUCAUGUCGCCCUUACAGCAACUGAUGCUCCUUACAGCCAGUGGCAGUGUCGAAUUAUGUAUUACUGGUAUAAAGAGAUGAAAGACAUGCCUGGAUCGGAUAUGGGAAAGUUUACCCGAAUCUUGCAUUCGGGUAGUCCUGACAAUUUGAUGGAGGAGAUUCCUACAUUCGUUGUCGAUCCUCUUCCACAGGGCUUGGAUAGGGGUUAUAUUGUCUUGAAUAGACCAUGGGCUUUUGUCCAAUGGCUGGAGAAAGCAACAAUAGAGGAAGAGUACAUUUUAAUGGCGGAACCUGAUCAUAUAUUUGCAAAUCCCUUGCCCAACUUGGCAAAAGGAAAUCACCCUGCAGCAUAUCCAUUUUUCUAUAUUAAGCCUGCCCAAAAUGAAAAAAUAAUUAGAAAAUUCUAUCCAGAUAAAAAUGGUCCAGUGAACAAUGUUGAUCCCAUUGGAAAUUCUCCUGUAAUAAUUAAAAAGUCCAUUCUGGAGGAAAUUGCUCCCACGUGGGUGAAUGUUUCCUUGAGAAUGAAAGAUGACCCAGAGACUGAUAAGGCUUUUGGAUGGGUGCUUGAAAUGUAUGCAUAUGCUGUAGCAUCUGCUUUACAUGGGGUACGCCAUAUUCUUCGCAAAGACUUCAUGUUGCAGCCUCCGUGGGAUUUGGAAGUUGGUAAGAGGUUUAUUAUCCAUUAUACUUAUGGAUGUGACUACAACUUAAAGGGAGAGCUGACUUAUGGAAAAAUUGGAGAAUGGCGUUUUGACAAGAGAUCUUAUCUAAGUGGUCCUCCACCAAAAAACCUUUCAUUACCCCCUCCAGGAGUUCCUGAAAGUGUGGUAAGACUUGUGACAAUGGUAAAUGAGGCUACUGCAAACAUUCCUGGGUGGGACACCUUAAGUCAAUGAUAGAAAAUGUGAAGCCAUUACUCUCUGACUUCAGAGAGCUCCCUGGUGAUGGUGAUGGUAUGUGAAUAGCAAUUGCUUGAAACAGAAUAUGAUACAUAGACAGAUGGAUCUUUGGUUAUUGACAGUAAAAAGGAAAAGGAAAACAAACACAAAGGCUGGAAUUCUUUUUGUAAACACUAGAAUUUUUUUUUUUUAGGGGGGGGGGGGUUGGCGGUGUUGGACAUUUAUGAUGGGAGUUUACAGAAAGUUUUUGAAGUCAAUUUGACAUUCUUGGAUACAUAUGUAAAAUUUAUAUAUAAUUGAGAUCGCUUUAGUCCA
Molecule: messenger RNA, 1761 nt
Organism: Humulus lupulus (European hop)
Lineage: Eukaryota; Viridiplantae; Streptophyta; Magnoliopsida; Rosales; Cannabaceae
Product: hydroxyproline O-arabinosyltransferase NOD3-like
Exons: 9
Coding region: 334-1443 (369 amino acids)
Molecular function (GO): glycosyltransferase activity
Source: RefSeq, a predicted model, not a curated record